CCGUACCUAAGGACGACUUGCAGCAGACAUGGCGGCAACUCCAAACUCGAAUGAUGGUCAAAUGGACGGCAAAUUCCCACGAAAAGACGAGUUCAGCAAAUACCGUUCACCCUUGGUGGCCAGAUAUGCACCACCGGAGAUGGCUUUCAACUUCAGUGAAGUGAAGAAAUUCACGACGUGGCGGAAGCUCUGGCUUUGGCUUGCAAAAGCUCAACAGACCGUCGGUCUUGACAUCAAAGAUGAGCAGUUGGAGGAGAUGGAGGCCAACCUUGCCAACAUUGACUUUGACACGGCUGCAGCCGAGGAGAAGAAGAGACGACAUGAUGUCAUGGCUCACGUCUACACCUUCGCCCAGUGCUGCCCGCAGGCUGCCUCCAUCAUCCACCUAGGAGCCACGUCCUGCUACGUGGGAGAUAACACGGAUCUGAUUGUGAUCCGUGAUGCCUUUAACAUCCUCCUGCCUCGUCUGGCCCGAUGUGUCCAACGCAUCGCCAAUUUUGCCGAAGCUCACAGGAGUCUCCCCACCCUUGGAUUCACACAUUAUCAGCCGGCACAGCUGACAACGGUGGGAAAGCGGGCUUGCCUCUGGCUGUCGGACCUCCUGAUGGACCUGCGUAACCUGACCAGGGCCAGGGACGACCUGCGCUUCCGAGGGGUCAAGGGCACCACCGGCACCCAGGCUAGCUUCCUGGCACUGUUUGACGGCGACGGGGAGAAGGUUGACACUCUGGACAGACUGGUGACCGAGAUGGCUGGAUUCCAGAGGUCAUAUAUAGUGACAGGCCAGACAUACAGCAGAAAGGUGGACAUUGAUGUGCUGUCUGUACUGGCCGGUCUCGGAGCUACCAUGCACAAGAUUUGCACAGACCUGAGGCUCCUCGCCAAUCUCAAGGAGGUUGAGGAGCCUUUUGAGACGGACCAGAUAGGCUCCAGUGCCAUGCCGUACAAGCGCAACCCGAUGCGCAGCGAGCGCUGCUGCUCCCUGGCCAGGCACCUCAUGACGCUGGUGGGCGACCCCCUGCAGACGCACGCCGUGCAGUGGUUCGAGCGAACGCUGGACGACAGUGCUAACAGGCGUAUAUGCAUAGCUGAAGCAUUUCUUACUGCCGACAUCUGCUUGAGUACACUGCAGAACGUCUCAGAAGGACUGGUUGUCUAUCCAAAGGUGAUUGAGAAACAUGUGAAGCAGGAGCUACCAUUCAUGGCGUCAGAGAACAUCAUCAUGGCUAUGGUCAAGGCAGGAGGAAACAGACAGGAGUGCCAUGAGCACAUCCGCACCUUGGCUCAGGAGGCAGGAGCCGUCGUCAAGCAACAAGGAGGUGAUAACGACCUGGUGGAGCGGAUACGCCAAGUCGAGUACUUUGCACCCAUCCAUGGCCAGCUGGACGACCUCCUCAACCCUGCGACGUUCAUUGGACGUGCUCCCGAGCAGGUGACAAGGUUCCUUCAUGAGGAAGUCAACCCUGCAAUCAAGCCCUACCAAGACAGCAUGGACGUGACAUCAAAGCUAAAUCUUUGAGAUCUGACAGUUUGGACAUAGGCGCGUGCCCAGCCACCAAGCUGCAGGGUCUUUUUUGUUGUUGUUCAGCAAUGCAGUAUUUACUUUGCUCUUCAAAAGAGCACAAAUCAGUCUUGAAAUAAAUUCUGUUAAAAGUGGGCGUGAGAGGAUUUUCUUUAAUCAUGUACUACACAAGAUGAUUGACACAUUAACACUUCGGGGAAUUUCGAGACCGUAAACCUGUAACUUGCCAUGGGCAAAUUGGUCUAGUUUGUAUUUUGUAAUGCAGGUCAGGUGGAAUAUUUCUUCAUGUAGUUUUGCACAGGUGUGGAGUUCUGUGUACAUGCUAUUGGCAGUACGAUGCCAAACCUAUUUCAAGGCAUCCAAAGAUGCUGACGUGCAUUGUGUGGUGUGCAUUAGCAAAGAUCUCUCCAUCGGGUUUGCUGUGGCGUGGCGCUGCUGAAUUUGCCUGUGUGAGGUCAUACAGCACAGCGCCUACAAUGUGAGUUAUCUUAACAGAUCUAACAUCACCUGCCAGUUACACCACCAUGUAGUGAGCUUGGGCCACGUUAUAGUGUUUGAAGGUACAUGUACAUGUAUGUUAUUUUGGCAAUCAUCGUUCUUUUUACAGCACCCAAGGUUGAAAACCAAAGCACACUGGUGCAUAGCAUCGAUUCUGUCUUGCCCUUAUCAAUCUUCAGUCCAACUGUUUGCCGAGAUGUACAGAAGUGUUUGAAAACAUGCAUUUCUUGAAAUUUAGAUAGAACAACUUGAAAUGUAGAGAAUACUGAUCUUAGAUCCAUCAGCAAGCUAAAUGAAAACAGGAGGGUUGCAUGUGGUAUUGUAACGCCUUCAAGUGGGGAUGCACCGCAAAGGGGUGUGACUUGCAGCAGAAGAGAUGCAUUGGUAUGUUCAACACACAUGUGAUUUUUCUUGAUACAGGUUGCUAGUGUCUUUGUGCAACUCAGCGUUGUCAGUUUGGGGGAAAGCAAUCAAUUAUGGCAAAAAAACAGUUGCCUCAAGGAAU
Molecule: messenger RNA, 2525 nt
Organism: Acanthaster planci (crown-of-thorns starfish)
Lineage: Eukaryota; Metazoa; Echinodermata; Asteroidea; Valvatida; Acanthasteridae
Product: adenylosuccinate lyase-like
Biological process (GO): 'de novo' AMP biosynthetic process
Cellular component (GO): cytosol
Molecular function (GO): (S)-2-(5-amino-1-(5-phospho-D-ribosyl)imidazole-4-carboxamido) succinate lyase (fumarate-forming) activity; N6-(1,2-dicarboxyethyl)AMP AMP-lyase (fumarate-forming) activity
Source: RefSeq, a predicted model, not a curated record